Messenger RNA from Penaeus monodon (black tiger shrimp), 3079 nucleotides. RefSeq lists its product as uncharacterized. NCBI's taxonomy places the organism in Eukaryota, Metazoa, Arthropoda, Malacostraca, Decapoda, Penaeidae. The record is from RefSeq and is a predicted model, not a curated record.
UGUUGGGAAGAACCUGCCGCAAUAGGCUCCUUGAACUGGAAAGACAACUCAACGUAUCUUUGGUCGAAGGUGGGGAAGUAAUGAAUAACAUCACUGAUAUUUUCGAAGCAUCCAACCCAGACUUGCCUGCUUCUCUGGAUAGUGAGCUUGCUAACGUAUUAACGGAACUUCAGGGGCUCUUUAACAAAACACAAGAAAUAACAUUGCUGGUCAAUGAAACCACAGCAAACCUCAAUUCAUCGAUAUCCUGUCCAGCUGAUGAGUAUGAAGAGGUGUUGCAUAAUAUGACGGUUAAGAACCAGGAAUUGAGAGUAAUGCGCGAUACGAUAGCAAUCCUGCCACCGGGUGGAAGAAGGGUCAGAAACCAGUUAAUAGUUUUUAUUCGUAUCACUUACAUAAUAUGUGUGAUUGCACAAAAUAUCGUUAUAGAGGUCUUUGUAGUAGUACGGGUAGUAUUUCUCCAAAUUGAUAUCGGAGUAAUAGUAGUUCCUGGUCUAAAUGAAGAACCAGCCAUUACAACAACAGCAAGACCAACAACAGCAGGAACAACGACAGCAAGACCAACAAGACCAACGACGGCAGGACCAACAACAGCAAGACCACCAAGACCAACGACGGCAGGACCAACAACAGCAAGACCACCAAGACCAACGACGGCAGGACCAGACACGGCAAGACCAGCAAGGCCAACAACAGCAAGACCACCAAGACCAACGACGGCAGGACCAACAAGACCAACAACAGCAAGACCACCAAGACCAACGACGGCAGGACCAGACACGGCAAGACCAACAACAGCAAGUCCAACAACAGCAGGACCAACGACGGCAGGACCAGACACGGCAAGACCAACAGGACCAACAACAGUAGCACCAACGGCGGCAGGAUCAACCACUGUAUCCAUUGCAUGUCAGGCCUUGUUGGGAAGAACCUGCCGCAAUAGGCUCCUUGAACUGGAAAGACAACUCAACGUAUCUUUGGUCGAAGGUGGGGAAGUAAUGAAUAACAUCACUGAUAUUUUCGAAGCAUCCAACCCAGACUUGCCUGCUUCUCUGGAUAGUGAGCUUGCCAACGUAUUAACGGAACUUCAGGGGCUCUUUAACAAAACACAAGAAUUAACAUUGUUGGUCAAUGAAACCACAGCAAACCUCAAUUCAUCGAUAUCCUGUCCAGCUGAUGAGUAUGAAGAGGUGUUGCAUAAUAUGACGGUUAAGAACCAGGAAUUGAGAGUAAUGCGCGAUACGAUAGCAAUCCUGCCACCGGGUGGAAGAAGGGUCAGAAACCAGUUAAUAGUUUUUAUUCGUAUCACUUACAUAAUAUGUGUGAUUGCACAAAAUAUCGUUAUAGAGGUCUUUGUAGUAGUACGGGUAGUAUUUCUCCAAAUUGAUAUCGGAGUAAUAGUAGUUCCUGGUCUAAAUGAAGAACCAGCCAUUACAACAACAGCAAGACCAACAACAGCAGGAACAACGACAGCAAGACCAACAAGACCAACAACAGCAAGACCAGCAAGACCAACGACGGCAGGACCAACAACAGCAAGACCACCAAGACCAACGACGGCAGGACCAACAACAGCAAGACCACCAAGACCAACGACGGCAGGACCAACAAGACCAACAACAGCAAGACCACCAAGACCAACGACGGCAGGACCAGACACGGCAAGACCAACAGGACCAACAACAGUAGCACCAACGGCGGCAGGAUCAACCACUGUAUCCAUUGCAUGUAAGGCCUUGUUGGGAAGAACCUGCCGCAAUAGGCUCCUUGAACUGGAAAGACAACUCAACGUAUCUUUGGCCGAAGGUGGGGAAGUAAUGAAUAACAUCACUGAUAUUUUCGAAGCAUCCAACCCAGACUUGCCUGCUUCUCUGGAUAGUGAGCUUGCCAACGUAUUAACGGAACUUCAGGGGCUCUUUAACAAAACACAAGAAAUAACAUUGUUGGUCAAUGAAACCACAGCAAACCUCAAUUCAUCGGUAUGCUGUCCAGCUGAUGAGUAUGAAGAGGUGUUGCAUAAUAUGACGGUUAAGAACCAGGAAUUGAGAGUAUUGCGCGAUACGAUAGCAAUCCUGCCACCGGGUGGAAGAAGGGUCAGAAACCAGUUAAUAGUUUUUAUUCGUAUCACUUACAUAAUAUGUGUGGGUGCACAAGGAAUAGUUAUAGAGGUCUUUGUAAUAGUACGGGUAGUAUUUCACCAAAUUGAUAUCGGAGUAAUAGUAGUUCCUGGUCUAAAUGAAGAACCAGUUUCUACAGUAUCAACCACAGAACCACCAGAGAGUACACCAUCAUCAAGUUCAGACCUAUCAGCUGGAGAACUAUCCACUUCUGGAUCACCAGCUUCAGAUGAUGGUUCAACUGAAGGACCUGCUGACGGGUCAACUGACGGGUCUUCUGAAGAGUCAACUGACGGGUCUUCUGAAGAACCACCUGACGGGUCUUCUGAAGAACCAACUGACGGGUCUUCUGAAGAGUCAACUGACGGGUCUUCUGAAGAACCAACUGACGGGUCUUCUGAAGAGUCAACUGACGGGUCUUCUGAAGAACCAACUGACGGGUCUUCUGAAGAGUCAACUGACGGGUCUUCUGAAGAACCAACUGACGGGUCUUCUGAAGAGUCAACUGACGGGUCUUCUGAAGAACCAACUGACGGGUCUUCUGAAGAGUCAACUGACGGACCUGCUGACGGACCUGCUGACGGACCUGCUGACGGGUCAACUGACGGGUCAAAUGGCGGACCUGCUGACGGGUCAACUGACGGGUCAACUGACGGAUCUACUGACGGGUCAACUGACUCGAGUGACAGUUCGUCUUAGUCACGUGAUGGUCUGCAAGGGCGCAGGUUCCAUCGCAGGUCAUCUCCCCAAAGCAAGAGGGGCAAAUUAUUGUCUUAUCCCAUCACAAUUAUCCAGACAUUCCUAUGAUAAAAAGAAAAACAAAUACAAGAGAACUUUGCUGAGUUCCCUUCACUUAUUGGUUAAGAAAAUAAAGAAAUUGUGAAAAUGAUGUAACGUAUACUGUAGAUUAUUAGGCAUGCUAAGACAUUUUCAAAUAUUUUGUGAAUAAAUUAAUAUCCGCA